AUGUAUAAAAUAUUAGUAGCUGAUAAAAGGCAUGAUGAUGCUAUAUUUGAUGAAUUUUUUAUAUCAGAUAAAGCUGAAACAUCAGAUAUAAUUUCUUUCUUAAAUCAUAAUUAUUCACAUAUUCUUGAAGAAGAUGGGCAUAAUGCAGAAGAAACUACUAAUGUUGCUGAAUCUGCUCAUAUAAAUGCUAAUAAAAAUGAAAUUCAAAUAAGUUUAUUGCUUGCAGUUAAAAA
This is a messenger RNA of Cetraspora pellucida, 233 nucleotides long. The record is from the annotation of a GenBank genome assembly. Lineage: Eukaryota; Fungi; Glomeromycota; Glomeromycetes; Diversisporales; Gigasporaceae.